UAUUAUACAGAAAUGAAAACAAUAAUUUUAUACACAUUAAGUUUUUUAGAGGCUGGGUUUCAAUUAUUGUAGUAAAAAGUACUGCACAUGAGCAAUGAACGACUGCAACAAAGAGAAUCGGAAAAGGAGGGGUUUGGGAUUUGGAGGGACAAGCAGUGAUUGGUUUUCAUUUGUCAUCGACUCUAACCAAUAGAAGAGGAGCACGCUCUCUUAAAAGCUGACUCUCGAAUUUGAGCGAUGUUAUUUCUGCGUCAACGUGUAGAAAUUGUUUAACAGGUAUCAUGAGCGGGAGAGGUAAAACCGGUGGCAAAGCCAGAGCAAAGGCUAAGACUCGCUCCUCUAGAGCAGGACUUCAGUUCCCGGUCGGUCGUGUUCACAGACUUCUCCGCAAAGGAAACUACGCCGAGCGCGUCGGUGCCGGUGCUCCGGUUUAUCUGGCCGCUGUGCUCGAGUACCUGACCGCUGAGAUCCUGGAGUUGGCCGGAAACGCCGCUCGGGACAACAAGAAGACCCGUAUCAUCCCCCGUCACCUGCAGCUGGCGGUGCGUAACGACGAGGAGCUGAACAAACUCCUGGGCGGAGUGACCAUCGCUCAGGGCGGCGUGCUGCCCAACAUCCAGGCCGUGCUGCUGCCCAAGAAGACCGAGAAACCCGCCAAGACUAAAUAAAUUACAGCGGUUUCAUUUUAAACCCCAAAGGCUCUUUUCAGAGCCACCCACUUUCACUAACAAGAGCGAUUUGAGCCGUUGGUUCUAUUACACUAUUAAGUUAUAUUUAAGAGGUACACACGAUUUGCGUUGUUUUUGUUAGACAUGAACGGCAUCAAUAGGGCGAA
Puntigrus tetrazona (Sumatra barb) is the source of this 835-nucleotide messenger RNA. Its product is annotated as histone H2A. The transcript has a single exon. The coding region runs from base 282 to 668 and encodes 128 amino acids. Gene Ontology annotation, molecular function: DNA binding; protein heterodimerization activity; structural constituent of chromatin. Gene Ontology annotation, cellular component: nucleosome. The record is from RefSeq and is a predicted model, not a curated record. NCBI's taxonomy places the organism in Eukaryota, Metazoa, Chordata, Actinopteri, Cypriniformes, Cyprinidae.